CUAAAGACCACGGUCUCAUUGCAGCGAGCAUUCAUAACUUUCUCAGCUUCGAGUCCCGCUAGAAGAUGUCCGGUACCCAGACUCCAGUAGCCUAUGAAGUGAGGAUGAGGGGUUGUUGUUUCAGAAACACCGACAAGAUAAAAUUGAAGAAUUCAUUUGUAUGGAGUGCUGUGCUGCUGGAACUUCAGUUCAUUUGGUUCUUAUAUAAAGCUUUUUGUAACAGUGUGACUCAUGGGCCGUCCAGCCCUUUGUGUUGGUUGAAUUUUUAGCACGCCAUCAAAGUCUAUUUUUGUUGUUGUUAGCUAAAACAUUUGUUUGACUAAUUGGAAAGUGCCCAUUUUGAGGCAGUCUAACAAACUGUGGGAGUACACUCCACCAUAACAAGACUAUUUAUGUGAAUUUUUGUAUAAAACAACAUUUCAGAGCUUUACUUUACAUUGAGUGUCAUUUUACGUUGAAUAAUUUGUGUUUAUAUGGGAUUGUUUUGUUGUAUUUGAUCUAAUGACCAUGGAUCGAGUUAGUGUGUGCCAGGUGCCCUCAAGUCCAUCUAAGAGCCAAGGGGACACUGUGGUACAUCCAAACCAACAAAUUCUUAUUGAAGAUGAAGCUACAGCAGGUACAGAGGUCAUGCAUGUGAUUGCUGAAGAUGUGGGUCCUAUUAACCUGCAAUCGAAAAGACAAAGCGUUGGUUUAAAUGGAACUUUUGUAUACUGUGAACAAGUACAGGAAUGUCCGAUGUCUUGGGAGGGGGGGAUAUCGGAUGAUGAAAUGAGUCAGGAGCCAGACUCGAGCAGUAUUAUUCAUGUUCCAGGUAAUUACUUGGCUUAUGACAGACAACCCCCUCCACCACCAGGUUCUCCCAUUUGUACAGUUGAUGAAAACUACCAUCCAGGCAUAACAUGCAAGACAGCUUCAAUGGAAACGGAUGCUGAGCUAGUAAAAACAAAUAACAGCAAUGCAAGUAGCCCUACAUCAACUUCUGGGGACAGAAGAAUUCAUCAAACCCCAUCUUUGUUAUUUGGUAAAGACCAUCCAUCCUUAGGAUCCCCAUAUGUAAGAAACCAGCUUUCGGCUCCUACUCACAAUAGUCCAGUUCAAACUCGUCAUGUGAUCGAAUUUGCAGCUGGACCAUACAGCCAAAGUCCCAGUCCUGUGUUUCCACGACCAUCUAGUAGCUCUAGCUCCAUAUCCUCUCACUCUCCAGGACAGAGUCCAUUGUUAAACAGACAUGUUGGUGGCUUUACUUGUGCUUCUUAUCCCAGCUCUCAAAGUCCAAUUCUUAGUCGACAACCGGUAGGGGUCUCCAGUGAUAACUUUGGUUCUUCUCAGAGAAACAGAAAACAGCAGGUAAGGAAGUGCAAAUUGGAUACAUCCUUUCACUCGCCAAGUCAGAGUCCUAGCCAUGGAAACCAUCACUACCCUGAUGGAAGUGCAAGUUUCUCAUCAAGUCCCAACUCGGCUCAAGGAAGGGGAGGCAUGCUCUCCAGACCCAUUCCUUUUGGUGCUUCCCCUUCGCCUACCUUUGUCCAUCACAGUCAACAAGGUGUUGAUUGUCCAACCAAUUCAACAUAUAAUGGAUGUGGUCCUUUCACCUAUCCAUCUUCCGAACAGACUUCCCCGAUUGCUCAUCAUUCCAGUUUCGAGAUCCGAUCACCAGUUUCAAGGGCUUCUGUAGCAUCCAGUGCUUCAGAUGAAUCAAACACUAGUGACUUUGCUGGGCCGUUUCACCGAUUAUCAGUAGAAAAUGUUAGUGAUGAGAGUCGAGUGCCUUUAAUGACAGAUAUAUCUCGAUGUCCUCUGGGUUCUCCAGGGGCAACUGGGAGCGUAUCACGCCAACAGCUUCUCAGUGGACCUUGUCCUAUCUGUGGAGAUCGUAUCUCUGGGUUUCACUAUGGAAUUUUCUCCUGUGAGAGUUGUAAAGGCUUCUUCAAACGGACGGUACAGAACAAGAAAAACUAUGUGUGUCUACGUGGAGCCAACUGCCAUGUAGCUAUCAACACCAGAAAAAAGUGCCCAGCUUGUCGAUUUAAUAAGUGUUUGAAAAUGGGGAUGAAGUUGGAAGCUAUCCGAGAAGAUCGCACUAGAGGGGGACGAAGCACCUAUCAAUGUACUUAUUCCAUUCCCAGUCAGUCCAUUAAUGAUCCUUGGAAUCGAACAGGAGCAGAAAAUGGGAUGAGGCCUUCCUAUGCCAGCCCAUUAUGUGAUGGGUCAGAACGACACUAUCAAAACCGUGAAAGAGACAGUCACAGUACCUCACCAGCAAGCCAGUUUCCUCCUUGCGUACCACAGCUCAUUCGUGACGUUAUGUCUGUGGAACAUCUAUGGCAUUAUUCAGAAAAAGAAAUGACAAAGAUUUCAGAGCAGUUGGAUGAAAAACCUGUAGAUGGCGAUACUGAUUUUCUGGCAACACUUUGUAAAAUUGCAGAUAACAGACUUUGUAAGAUUGUUAAGUGGUGCAAGAGUUUGCCUCUUUUUAAGGAAAUGCAAAGGGAUGAUCAAAUUGCUCUUCUUAUAAAUUCCUGGUGUGAGAUGCUUCUUCUGAGCUGCUGUUAUCGGUCCAUGUCUACCCCUAAUGAAAUCCUCAUCUCUCGAGGCAGGCCUGUCACUUUACAGCAGGCCCAAGAAACUGGUCUUAGCCCCGUGAUUGAACGAAUGAUGAAUUUGACAGAACAUUUGCGUAGGCUUCAAGUAGAUCAGCAUGAGUUUGUGUGUCUUAAAGUCAUCAUCUUAUUGACCUCGGAUGUUAGUGGCUUGAAAGAACCAGAUAAGGUCCGAACCUGCCAGAAACAAAUGCUUGAAGCACUCCAAGCUUACACUCGCUCUCACUACCCCCAUCUCCCCAGCAAAUUUGGAGAACUCUUGCUACGAAUUCCUGAACUGGAGAGAGCCUGUCAGGUUGGCAAGGAACCGCUGGUUGGUAAACAACGUGGUGGUGACGUGCCUAGUUUCCACCUGCUCUUAGAAUUACUUCGGGGUGACCACUAACUGUGUGACAAAAUAGUCACAGGUGUUAUCACCUUGUUGCUGGUGCUGUUAUAUAGUUUUAAAAGGAAAAGUUUGAGAUAAGGCACUAAUUAAAAAUAAUAUCCUUGAAGUUUUAACUAUUAUCGAUCUGCCAGAACUUAUAUUUCCAGUUGUUUUUUUUGUUUGUUUUUCUUUCUUAAAUUUCUUCUUUCUUUAUUUCUUGUUCUUUCAAAAACGUACUUCACUUGUUUUUUACAGCAGAGCAGGCACAAGAGAGAGUUUUAUGUACAUCCAUAUCAUCUGUUUGCAAGAGAUUAAAAAAUUGUGCAUCUUUCAGUUGCACUUUAGUAUCUAUGACCUUAACAUACCCCUAAUAUAAAAUGACUUUCUUGAACGGUAUUAAAUGAGUAAGUUAAAAUUUAUUUUCAAGAUUUGCUACUAAACUCAUUCUGAGAUCUUGGAGAAAUGACACACCUUGCCAACGUUUUCUAGAUUUUGAACAACAGUACACGAUUUCAACAAGGUCUCAACUCUCCCAACUUCUAGGACUAGAAUCCUUGCCUAGCCAGUUUUGGCUGUAGAAAGUGCCUAAAUCUAUGAUAUAAGGAGAAGCAGGAUCAAACCAAGGUUCCAAAAGGCUGUUCUUAGGCAUUGGUGGAAUAUGGAGGAGGAGCAUGACACUUACAUUAAACUGUACAUUGUGCUGUGUACAUCUUUUACUUGAGGCUUGCGUGAUGCAUUCCAAAAGUAUCUUGUCACUUAAGACUUCACACCCUAGCCACCAAAAAAAUCCUAGAAAUCUGUCUCACUGAAACUGAGGUAUGAUCCUUCUUCUGUUGAUUUCUUUCAAGUUUCUUGUGAUUGUCAAGAAUUUCUAUCUUGUAGAACUCUGGUUGAAGAAUAGAGACCUUGUAUGAGACCCUGUGAUGUGUUCUUUUCUAACAGCCGGUUGGUGUUAGCAUUAUAUCUGACAACAUAGAUGAUUAGAAAACAGUGCGUAACCAUUUCCUUCACUUCUCACUGUAAAAAUGUUUAUUAGUGGAUUCCUUUACGUGGUUUGACCUGUUCAAACAACUUAAAAAGGUUUGUUAUAUUUUAACGUGAGCAGUGUCUCUGACAUCACUUAAUGUGAUAUCCAGCUGAUACUCUCAUGUCAUCUGGUUAUAGAAGUGCUGAUUUUUAGCUCAUGUUGCUUGGUUUUAGGAUUUUCUUCUCAAGUAUUUGCAUUAUCUACUUCUUAUUUUUUUCAGUAAUGUCACUGUCUGGUAUCCUUAAAUGAUACUAUUAUGAUGACAUAAUAUUUUACGUUUAGUUUGACCACCUAACAGAGCAAGUAUCACGUGUGGAUAUUUACCCUGUGCCAGAGGUAUGUCCAGUGGGACUUCAUUCCUUCUCUCGAUUCACUCUCUUGUGUUGCAUGGUUCCCUUUUUUCUUCUCUCUCUCCUUAUACUUGUAUCCUUUGUUCUGGCAGAUCAAUCAUCAAGGUGAAGUUGUCCAAGUAUCAAAUUUAGGAUAUUUUCAAUGUGACAAACUUCUCCAUUUAAAAGCCCCCCACCACACUAUAAUGAUAUAUGUAUAAUUUAUGAUGACCAAACUGUUCUAAAUAUCUGUCCAAUGAUAUUUUUCAGAAACAGUUUCAGUUUCUAAACCUACAUUAACAUAACAAAAUAUAAGUUCCAAAAUUAAAGAUCAUGUUUACAUAUAUAUAUAGAUUCAAUUAGUAAUCCAAAUAGUAAAUAAAAAUGUUAUGAGAUGUGCCAAGGGCAGUGCUGUUUGCUGCAGCUGUGUGGUGCCAACAUUAGUUUUUUUUUUGAAGAUGGGUUACAAAAACUACUUAUUAAAAAAACGUGCCAUGCUGGAAAAUGGGUCACAGUAGCAUCAGCACAAGUGAAACCAAAAGUUAUUAGCCAAGAAUCAAAACUUAAUGUUCAAGAAAACAGAAGUUAGUCUUUGUCAUUGAAGAGCCAGGAUUAUUUAAGUUCUAUUACAUGAAAAGACAAUUGGGUUUAAAGUAGUCUAUGCAACACACAUUUAAUACUGGGACUGUGUAUAUCGAGAGGCAGCUGGAUGCACUGUCCGAUUAGUAGUAAAAUAUUUCAAGUGGGGCAUUUAAGCUUUCCAUUUCCACACGUACUACAAUGCCCCCCUUCCAUGCGUGUUGCAAAAAAUAAGAACACUAUAUAUACUAACACCAUUCAUAUAUUUUAUCAAAAACUUUUUUUUUUUACUCAAAACUAAAGUUGUUUAAUAAAAAUAAUUUUCCUGUAUUUGGAUUUAUAGCUAUUUCUGUGAUAAUUAUAGAACAAAAUGUGCUUUAAAAUCUUUUCAACUGGCAACUACUUAAUUAUUGGUUUUUAUGAAAGGUUUCCAGACCAAUGGAAAUGCUAUUUGAACCUUGAACAAUAAUUAUUACAGUAUUAUUAGCUAAAACCUAAAUAUUCAAUGGUGGUGUUCUCCCUCUAACUUGUAAAUUAUUUAAGUAACAUUAUUAUUAUAAAUAAAAAGAAAAGAAAAAAUUCAAAAUCAGGAGUCAUUUUUUUCUUUAAUGCUUAUUUAAUACUACUUAUUCUUAAUUUGGAAGUUCCGGGUAAACGCUGUGAUCAAAGUUCUUACGAUGUUCACUGAUAAUUCACAUUUCAUAAAAAUAAUUACUGCCAUUGUAAUAUUUUCAUCGGAUAAACCUGUUGUCUGGUAACGAAAAAUACAACCUGUGGUCUUCGUUCACUAAAUACAUAAUCAAUGUAUUUCUUGGAAGAAGCGGAGUAGAGGGAGAUAUCUACCUUUGUUACUUUUAUUUUAUUUUGAUUGUCUAUGAUAUGAACUUGGCUACCAAAGAAUGUCAGUACACUUUUUUAACAUUCAAGCUUUGUACGAAAAUAGGUUAGUAUUUAGUGAGAAAUUCAUUUGUUUCAUAAAUUCCAUGCCAUGUGAUUGACUUAUAAUAUCUAAUUUAUGCCAUAUUGGAAGAAGUUUUUUCUUACUAUUACUUGUACGAGUAAAUGAUGGUGUGUAUUCCUUACUUUGUUUUCUCUCUGUAGGGAGAAGAACUGGUUAUUUAAAAACAAAGUACUUGUUUUGCAUUCCUUUUUUCCCCCUUUUUUUUUAGUGUUAUGGUGUUUUGUUUUCUGGUAUUCUGGAAAAGGGUUGUUUUAUGUUACUUUUUUUUUUUACAUUUUAAAAAUGCAGAUUACAGUAUUUUAGUUAACUUCAGUAAAAUAAAGUUACUUUGGACGUAAUUGAAUAUUUGAAAUAUAUAAGUGUGAGGUGAUGGAAGUUUAAAGUGAUAAGUCUUACAAUUUGUAGAUAAUAUUUUAAGUGAUUUAAAAUAUACAGAAUGUCACUCUAGGCAUUAUUUUUUUACAGGGAUUCUGUACCAGUGCUUAGCUUUUUUAAUGAAAAUAAAAUUUUUGUAAGAGCAUUUUUUGUUUGGUUGUUUUUAUUGGUGGUGAAUUUUUCUUAACAGUUUAAGGCAUGGGUUGGCUCUGUGGUAAAAUUCUGGAUUUAAAAUUCAUGUGAUA
Limulus polyphemus (Atlantic horseshoe crab) is the source of this 6483-nucleotide messenger RNA. RefSeq names its product nuclear hormone receptor FTZ-F1 beta-like. The record is from RefSeq and is a predicted model, not a curated record. Gene Ontology annotation, molecular function: nuclear receptor activity; RNA polymerase II cis-regulatory region sequence-specific DNA binding; zinc ion binding. Bases 502 to 2985 code for a protein of 827 amino acids. Gene Ontology annotation, cellular component: RNA polymerase II transcription regulator complex. Gene Ontology annotation, biological process: tissue development; hormone-mediated signaling pathway; regulation of transcription by RNA polymerase II. The transcript is spliced from 10 exons. Lineage: Eukaryota; Metazoa; Arthropoda; Merostomata; Xiphosura; Limulidae.